Pestalotiopsis fici W106-1 is the source of this 5652-nucleotide messenger RNA. RefSeq lists its product as uncharacterized. The coding region runs from base 1 to 5652 and encodes 1883 amino acids. Gene Ontology annotation, biological process: transcription initiation at RNA polymerase III promoter; 5S class rRNA transcription by RNA polymerase III. Gene Ontology annotation, molecular function: DNA binding. The transcript is spliced from 2 exons. The record is from RefSeq and is a predicted model, not a curated record. Lineage: Eukaryota; Fungi; Ascomycota; Sordariomycetes; Amphisphaeriales; Sporocadaceae. Gene Ontology annotation, cellular component: transcription factor TFIIIC complex.
AUGGAGCAAGGACUCGAUGAGCUGAUCGAGUCACUCCUCACAAAGAUUGCAUUCUCGGGAUUGGAAGGACUAUCUGCCCUUGCAUUUGUAAAGGCAGUUUCUUCCUUCUAUCGCCAAGGCAGUGAUGCGAAUGGUGGACAAGCAGCUUCCAACGACAAACAAGUCACGGCAGAGGAAGUUGCGCACGCGUCAAUCGUUUGGCGAUGGGUCACAAAAAGAAAAGAUGUCAUUGUGACACCCAAGAGUGCUGCAACCCGGCCACUCGCAGAUCUAGUUACCCAGCUCAAGUUGUCUGACCCAUCCACCAAGGCAGCAACAGAGCAGAGUAAUAAUGAUGAAGAUUCGUCAGACGAGACUGUUCAGGACCAUGUCCGUCUACUUCUGUCAGAGGAACGACAAUGGAGGGCUAUUGCAGGCCAUGGACCCGACUACAAACGGAUCCCCGUCUUUGAAUGGAAGGCCCUCGUCGCCAUUGCUUCCGUAGGGACAGCGGGCAUUCUUCAGGGAGACCUUACGAGAUUGACGGGUCAAGACAAGCGCUCCUUGCCUACACGCACUGACGCUCUGGCACGAAAAGGAUAUAUCAUCAAGAAACAGACCAUGCUUCGAGGAUGUAAAACGAGCAAGCUGUGGCUAGCUCAGUUCUCCGAUAGCGUUCAAGAUGACGACGAUGCGCCUCGCGGAUUGCCAGAAGAUGUUCUCAACACUCCAGCAAGUGAGAUCACGGACAAUUGGGACCCUGUUCCUUUCAGCCACUUGUACAGCCAAGAGCCGCUCAAUUACUUGUCCAUCUCCCAAGCUUUUCUAAUGAUCCUCAAAGCUUUCACGGCUAUGCGGUACUGCGAUCUCCGCUCGAAGAUGAACGUAGAAGGACAUGUUACCAUAAUGCGUGGACUCGCCAAAUCCUCGCGCUGGUGGGCUCGGGUGGGAGUGGUGCGAUUUGAGCCAAUGCAUUCCAAGCAGAAAAACAAGCUGUUCAAAGAUUGUUUAAAGUACGUCCGGGAUCCAACACCCAAAGAGUGGGUCGACUAUAUGAGUACUCCAAAGGCCAACCUCAGAAUCCCUUCUACCCGGCGGAAGAACAAGAAGUCUGCUGCAUCCAAUGUCGACUCCGCGAUGGAAAUGUCACCUCAAACGCAGAAGACUGGUAAAAGCUCUGCAGCCAAAAAGGCGCAAAGACGAGCUCCUCCGAGCUCUGCAUUGAUCAAACUGUCAGCUUGGGAUCCUUACAAACCUCUGACUAGCACCUUCUUUGAGAUAAUCAAACGUGGCAGUGAAAAGGGCUCCUCAAAUACCGAGCUUGGCAUGUUCAAUCUUGGCUGGCCGUAUCGCAAGUUUAUCUCUACCUUGACCACCUUGAUCAGCUUACCGCGUUCCUUGCCACCGCACCUACAACCAUUUGCUGUCCACUCGGACUUUACGCGAGUAGGAAGGACAAUGACGUACAAGUUCUAUGCGCAUCAGGGCCCUCCGAAAAGUCUUGAUGGCUUACCAGAACCUACGGGACAAGUAGAUUCCAAAGAAGGAGAUAUUCCUACACACGGUAAUGAGUCUCGAUCAGAGGACAAUCCUUUCCCUGCUCCCCUUUCAAGCCAGUUUUUGAAAUCGGGUGGUCGAGCAAGAGGAUACAGGCCGGUCUUGGGAACCAGGGCUAUCCAGAGAGUCGGCCACAAACGGGACGAAGUUGACGAAGAUGAUAUUGUGCCUGCUGCAAGAAAGAGAGCGAGACGCACAUCACCUGCACAUAGAGAAUCAAGCCCGAGAGAGCAAACUCCUCCGCCAUCUCUACCGCCAGGCGUCUACUACGGGAAGAAGAACUCUCUAGACCCUUUCAAGAGCAAAGGUCGGCCACGAAACUCGAUCGUCAUGAAAUUUGUAUCACCAGCUCUUCGCGAUCCCCAGUUCUUCAAUCAACCUAGACCAAGCGUUGAAACCAGGGCUAUUGAGACUCCCCUUCCAGAAGCCACGAGCCCAUUCGAACUCGAAGAGGAUCCAGAGACUGCAGAGACACCCAAUGUUGACGCGACGCCGGUUGCCCUCGAGACACCGGUUCAAAGACGACAGAAGGCGGCACGUGGCCGAGGGAGCAGCAACAAGCGAUUUCAAUGUGACAAAUGCGGUGUUGGCUACAAAAACAUCAAUGGUCUUGAAUACCAUCAAAAGAAGUCGCAGACCGUCUGCAAUCCUGAUUGGCAACCUGCUCCUCCCCCGGCUCCUAUGGCGAAGGCGCCACCCAGUCGAGACGAGCAACGCACUGGCGAAGCCCUGCAGAAUGAUGCAAAUGAAUCACCGGAGAGAACAUCUGCGACCCCUAAGCGGCCACUUCCAUCGCGCCGGCCAAAACUCGCAGAGUCUGCACCACCUCUCCCAGCUCAAACGACCAGAGCUGCAACUCGUAGUGUUACUGUGCAACCAGUAGCGGUACAUGGCGUACUUGACGUGUCAGCGACUGGCAAGACACGAAAUACGGAGACGCCACAGCGAAUAGAAGUCAGAACGGCCCCGGUAGAGCACCAUACCCCUCUUGCCGCGGUCUCUCCUGCUAGGACAACACCUGCGGGGAAUACCAACAGUGCUCGUGAAACCCGCGCUCCUUCGAGUUCGGCGGGAGGCCAGAAACUCUAUGGCAAGCACAAGGCAGAGCAGGAUCGAAAAAAAUUCACAAUCGAGCUUGUACUUGAGCUCCUUGAGCGAAAUGACCAGGUCCUCCCUGGCGAUGUCUCACUGUACUGUCUGGUUGCUUCCACUUGGAGCCGAGAAGUCAAACGUGCUUCUUUGCCUGUUCUGGAAUGGAAACAAUUCCAGAAACUUAUCAAAAGCAUGGAAAGAGAGCACAAGAUUACAGCUCAUCACUUUGGCAAGAUCUUUCAUGGUUCUUUUCAACCUAUCUCUGUCAUCUGUCGUGGUUAUUACCAUACAAAUUCACAGCCCAUGCCAGACAGUAUCUCGAAAAAGAUUGCCGAGGUCAAGAACAAGUGUGAGGAGCUUUAUCCAAAUCCCUACGUUCCGAGUCGUUUGUCAAUCUCUAAGCAGGAGCUAGAGAUGUGUACGGAGCUCGCUAGGAAACACCGUGGCUUUCCGGCCCAGGGUAGCAACGUUGACACGCCAUCGGAAACCGCUGCAAAGAACAUUGCAAGACUAGACCAUGAAAAACCAUCAGCUCGGUCAGGCACUACAGGCCCCCCAACCAACCAGAAGACAGGAGAUGAUAGCGACGAUUCAGUGCAACCCCGAAGCGCAACAAGCCGCCGAAAACGAAGACGAACGGAAGCUGUCGGCCAUGCCAGCGAGGCUGAUGAUGAUUUCCAAGUCCACAAGCGCGGUAGGCUAUCAAAGCUUCGCACAGGUUGGCGGGCUGCUGCCAAACUCGACACCCGAUGGGCCAUGGAAGUCGCUCCUCCAGGGCUCGCACAAGCUCUCGAAGCAUCGUCCUCGAUUCACUUUAUUGCGCCUACAACGCCAGAAACAUUCGAGAGGGCUACUGCCUCAACAGAUAAUCUGCUUGAAGCUGACGAGGAGGAUGGAGAAACAGAAGACGACAUCGUUGAUGGUGAAUCUCCAAUCAAUGUGGACAAGGUCGAUGAGAAGCGUGGCACGACUACAUUCACCUCUAUACACUCGAUCAGGCAACUCCAAGAUGGUACCUGGCCCAACAAUCUAUCCCAAGCACAUUUCAUGGACAAAUCUGGUGGAAGUUUUGCGGUUGUGGGGACAUUUCCAGAGAUUCGUUGGUUUCUACGGCAAAAUCUCCCCCAGAACAGAAAAGAAAUGGUGGAAAGAGCUCAGCUUAGGAGUGAUGCUGCGGAACGAGAAUUCUCCCGUUAUGGAUCAUUCGGACCUAAUGUCUCAGCGAUUGAGGCUUGGGAGCGCUCUCCCGAAGGGGCUUAUCUCCAGAAUAUGGGGAACAUUGCACCAGAACACAUCUUCAUCAAUCUGACUCUGGAGCCGGAUCUCAUACCUUCAGAACCCGUUAUUGCGGAAUGGCAGCCCGAGUUUCAAUUGUCUGCCAAGAAUAUCCCUGACGAGAUUACUCUGGCCGUCUCUGAAGACGAUGAUCCUAAUCCUCCGGAGCAAACCUAUGUUGUGGAAGCACCUAGGAGGCGUGGAAAGCGCGUAAAGGACGAUAAUAGUGCUAGACCCCGCCGCUUUAUUAAGCGAUCCCAAGGCAAUUGGAAGCACCGUGUCCUUUUUCCGAUUACGAAACGAGAGACUGGACGAUGGAACAAGGAACGAGCAGUAGGAGCCACCAUUGGGAGAGAGAAAGAAACGGAGCUGGUUGUCGCUAUUGUGAUGAUUCGAAAACUCCUUGGUGGUGUCGACAGAAUCACUGACUGGGGUCUCUUCCUGAAGCUCUAUCCAGAGUGGUCGGUUGCAGGCAUCAGAAAGUUCUGGAUUCGGGUAACCAAAGAAAGAGCCAGCUAUAUUGAAGCACUCAGCAGAAAAUUCGAAGCAGCGUUUCUCGAAGCAUAUGAAAAGGGAGAGAUUGCCCCUCUGGACUACGAAGACCUUGCAAACUACGAUUGGAGGGCCCUGAUCAGAUGGGGAGUCAAGUUAAAGACUCACACAGGGGUAGAAUUGCCUACCACGCGCGCACAAUUCGACACGGAAUACACCAUGACCGAUCCGAAAAAGGACGAAGAGGACUGGCGGGAAUUAUGGUUUCAUUUCCAGACUUCGACGUGGGACCGUCUAGAUGCUGCAGCCAGCUUACCUCUGACCUUGCCGGCUACAAAAUCCUCCAUUACUGCUCGAGACAUGACAGAAGCGGAUUUGCAAUUGGCACGGUCUUGGGUCCGGGCUCUGUGCAAUAACAAGGAGCAAUCUACGGUGGGAAUGGAAAUUCGAGAAGAGUUGCUGCGGCGUGGAAACCGUGACAAGGAGUCCUUGGAUGAGCUUCUUGAGCGAGCAGUGUCGCAGUUGCUGGAAACCAAGGUAAUUUCCAAGCUAUUCGGCAAGGGACUCGGUCAGGUGUUCAAAUUGAAUAACCAUCUUGAACUCCGGCUCAAGAAGCACGCUCACGCAGACAAGUAUUCCCAGGCCAUUGCUUUCAAGGCAGAACUGGAUGAGGCAUUCCGCAGCGGCAGAGAUGUCCAUAUUCCCAUCAACUCCAAUGAUGGCACCAUCAUGGCCAUGAUCAACCUGCAGGCAUAUGGUCGGAUUCGACUCGAGGACGUCAAUUUUCCCCACAUACCGUUUGGCUUCGAGCCGGGAAACUACGAGGGCAGAAAGUAUCCGAAACGGUACUAUAUCUUUGAAGUCAAGGUGGUUCCUACAGAGAAUUACAUUAGCAACGAGGAUCUCCCUCUUCUCACAGCGGCAAUGAAGGUGCCUAUCCCGACAAAGGGGCCCCUUGGAGAGAUACCGAUCUGGUGUGACUUUUUUGGCAACAUAGAUCGUGCACGAUGGGCACAAUACCUUGCCGUUGUUGCCUUUGCCGUUUCAGUCAAAGGUCCACUGGCUGCAGACGGUUCUGUAGACCUACUUCAGCCCGUGGUUGAAGUCUUUGAAGCUCAGCUUAUUAUGGAUUGGCUUGAGGGCAUGGGUCUCAUAGACAGAGUUGCAGCCGGACAUGGUGCCACCGUCAGCGAAUGGUGGUGGCUCGUGGUUGGUGAUCAGGCAGUGGACAAGGGAAAGAGUCUCGAGAUGAGGUGA